Messenger RNA from Nicotiana attenuata, 726 nucleotides. RefSeq names its product mitotic apparatus protein p62-like. The record is from RefSeq and is a predicted model, not a curated record. NCBI's taxonomy places the organism in Eukaryota, Viridiplantae, Streptophyta, Magnoliopsida, Solanales, Solanaceae. The coding region runs from base 1 to 726 and encodes 241 amino acids. The transcript is spliced from 3 exons.
AUGAAGCAGAGGAAUUUAAAUGAUCACGGAAAAAAGAGAAAUGGGAAAAUUGUCAUCAGAGAACCACCUAUGAUACUGCAGAAGGAAGCUAUUCAAGAAGUACCAAGAAAAGGGAAAGGAAUAGACACAAGGGAACCAAAAGUAGCUCAUAGGGAUGCAGCGGAUCAACAGGGUGCUAACCAGGAUUAUAUUACUAAGAACAAAAAGAAGAGAAAUAGAGCUAAUAAACAAGAACAUAUCAAAGAAGGGGAAGAAGCAAGAGCACAAAUCCAGCAUGGGAAACAACAAGAGGAUGAUCAAUGUCAACACUCACAACACGAGGAAGGUUUAAAGUCAAAUCCAGAGGUAACAACUAACAAUAGAGGGCAAGGGAGAUCUAGUCAUGACAAUGAACCAGUGUCUAAUGAAAGCUCAGAGUCUUCUGAUGAUGAAAAUGAGAAUUCAGAAGAUAAUGACUAUGAAGAUGAGGAGGGCUCAGAUGAAAGUGAGGAAUAUGCAAGUAUGGAUAGUGAGGAGGAGGACAGUGAUGAUAAUGCAAACAGACUGGUGGAAAUAUUUGUAGGGAAUGCAACAAUCACACAUGCUGUGAAUAAUGUAAUCAACUCAGGUCAUUUAUCUCCUCGGACAAAUAUGGGCCAAGAGAAGGCAAGGGAGCAGCCAGAGGAAAAGGGGGCAUAUUCUCUUCUCAAAGGCCUCCCAAGGCCUAAAAAUCCACGUUCUAUCUGA